Danio aesculapii is the source of this 7468-nucleotide messenger RNA. It is a transcript of the gene akap13a, whose product is annotated as A-kinase anchor protein 13. Gene Ontology annotation, cellular component: membrane; actin cytoskeleton. Gene Ontology annotation, biological process: regulation of Rho protein signal transduction; positive regulation of canonical NF-kappaB signal transduction; adrenergic receptor signaling pathway. The record is from RefSeq and is a predicted model, not a curated record. Gene Ontology annotation, molecular function: guanyl-nucleotide exchange factor activity; MAP kinase scaffold activity. NCBI's taxonomy places the organism in Eukaryota, Metazoa, Chordata, Actinopteri, Cypriniformes, Danionidae.
GCAUCGAGACGACCAGACAGAUCUCCACCUCGGGCGGUCGUGUGUUACAGCACCACCCCUCACUGAACACCUACACCCUCUCUGUGGGCACGGAGCCUGGCGCUGCACCACCCAGCCUGCAGGCCGACAUCCUGGAACUGCACAGACUGAUCCUCCGCCAUUGUCAGGGGAAGGAGAGUCAGGGAGGAGUUGGAUUUCAGCAGAGCUCAAAGUCUCCGCACAUUGCCCAAGAAUGUGAUGACGACCCGGAGACCAGAGAUCGCUGUUGUGAAGUUUCACCCCACGACUCCCUUGAUAGGACAGAAGGAGGGUGCGCUCUUUUUAGCACACAGGAAAACAAAGCAGAACGUAAUGACUGUCUGGAUCCAUCGCAGAACAGGGAGGGUGACGGAGGACCCUCGGUCCUGGCUCUCCUACACAAUGGCAAUAGUGAGGAUCAGCGGGCGUAUGCUUGUGAAAACACUGUGAGCGAUUGCGGAGAGCAAGAGGAGAGUUCAGCUGCUGGUGGAUUUAUUGGAGAUAGGAGUGAUGCUUUACAGGGCAUAGAGUUUUCCUGCAGACGACAGAAAGAGGAAGCUGAUAAAGCGGAGGGGCCUGAAAGGGAAAUCUCUGUUGAGGAGACAGUUUUGGAGGAGAGUAGUGCUAUUGGGGAGACUGGAGAUAUGGGAAUCACUCAGUCUUUGGACACGCCGGAAAGCUCGGAUGUUGAAUCUUCUUCUUCUUCUCGAGGAGCUGAGAGUGAUGAGGAGGAUGAUGAUCGAUAUGAAGAUCUCAUAGAAGAAAGCGAGGAUCCUUUAGACGACAAUCCAGAUGGAGAUACAUCUCUAGAUUUGGUUGAGAAUGAGAUUUGUUCUUGUCAAGAUUUGGGUGAGGGGGAAACUCAAACGAUGAAGAAAUCUGAGGGAGAUGUUUGUGAAAGCAGUCAGGGUGAUCUUAAUUCUUCAAGAAACUUCAAUUCAGAUGGAGACACAUCUCUAGAUUUGGUCGAAAAUGAGAUUCGUUCCUGUCAACAUGAUUUGGGUGAGCGGGAAACUCAAACGCUGAAGAAAUCUGAGGGAGAUGUUUGUGAAAGCAGUCAAGGUGAUCUUAAUUCUUCAAGAAACUUCAAUCCAGAUGGAGAUACAUCUCUAGAUUUGGUUGAAAAUGAGAUUUGUUCCUGUCGAGAUGAUUUGGGUGAGCGGGAAACUCAAUCUCUGAAGGAAUUUGAGAGAAAUGUUUGUGGAAGCACUCAAGAUGACCUUAAUUCUUCAAUAAACUUUGAAGUAGAAGAUGCUAAUGAAGAGUUUCAGGAGGCUUCGGAAAUUCCGUACUUGGAAAUCAAUGGGGAGGAACCAAAGGAAGGUCUUGGAAGGACUUUUGUUGCUGAAUAUGAGAGCGUUUCACAACGGCAUGAAAUAAAUCAAGAACUUCUGCCUGUAGAAAAAACAAUUUAUUCAAUUGAAGAUGCAGUGGAAGAUGGAAGUGAGAAACAUUUAAGUUCUUACGAUGACUUGCGAACCGAGUCUCAAUCUCAUGCGUCAAGCGAGGACACCUUAGAACCUGAAGAUCUGGAGCCUGUUUUAGGUUCUAGCAGUGAGGUGAUGGAAAACAUCCAGGAAAACAAACCUGUUUGUGAAACUCUGGAGGAAGUUCCUGAGUCAGCGAAUCCUACAGAUAUAGAGAAAGCAAGUCUAACAGAGGACUCCUCUUUGGUUCCCAUGCAGGAUAUGACAUCAAACAGUGAGGUCAUGUACACAGAUACAGAUAUAUCAAGAGAACAUACUAAAAAAUCAGGAGAUCAAGGUGAAUUAGUUCAACUUUCAGAUAUGCUCAAGUCAAAUAAGUCUGGAAUCUCUGAGAAAAGCCUGGCUGUCAAUGCACAAGAUCUGCUGGGUGCUUCAGUCCACAGUGAACAUGUAGAUGGUUCCUUACAUGUCCCGAAUACUCUUGAUGAGGAGGAUGUUAUAGUUUCUUCUGUAUGUCCCCAACAAGCCCAAGAAAGCUUAGAUCCCAUGUCUCGAGUGGAGGCAGGUGCAGUGAAUGAAGUUGGACAACCAUCGCAUGAAGAGCUGGUGAAAGAUUCUGAUGCACAUUUGGAGGAUCAGACGGAUUUUCAGAAGCCUGAUUUCAUGGACAAAAAAGAUUCACCAGUGAUCCACAGAGACAAAGACGCACUCUGUUCCAGUGUUUCCCAAAAGAGACACAGCCUGUCCACAGAGGCUUCACGGUAUCCAGAGUUUCAGACUUGCAGCUCAGAAUCGGUUACUUUUCGAGACUCGGGCAGCGAUACGGAUGGAUUUCUCAGUCCAGAUGCUGGAGAGGAUAAUGUCUUCAGAAAGGGUCAGGGCUCAGUAGGAGGAGGUGACAGCACCAGCGAAGUCUCUGUCUCCUGCUCCUCCACAGACGACACAACCAGCGUGGGACGUCCCAGCUCGUCCGCCGAGAGCUCAGAGGAGUCCCAACUCAGAGGAGAGGCGGAGGACGAGGCCAAAGACAGACUGACAGAGACGCCGCUGCCCACUUCUCUCUUCCACUCCUCUGGACGAUCCCUCUCUCCCUUUCGCAGACACAGCUGGGGUCCUGGAAAGAACCAGGCGGGAGAGGAAGAAAUGAACCAGCGCAGUUCUGUGCAAAAUGCAGGAGAGGGAAAGCCUGUGUUUUACAGAAGAAGUUACAGCCUGGAGGGUCUGGCAGCUGGGAUCGAGGAUGGCAAACGCUGGCGGUCUGGAGGUCCGUCUAAAGAUCAACGCGGGGUUCAGCGUCAGGACAGUGAGGACAGAGGCUCACUCAUGUCCCUCACUGAAGAAGGUCCUGAAUCCGAUUUAGGAGAAUGCAGAAGUCCAGGCGUUCAGAAAUCCAGGAAAUAUCAUCAGUACCGAAACAGCAGUCCAUCAGUGAUGCUUCCUCUCACAAAAUCAGUCUCCAUGCUGUCCAUCAGUCAACGGGACAUUGAUGGCAUGACAUCAUUCAGCACUGGCAGUAAUAUGGGAUACAGCAUCACAGAGGAGGAACCUGGACCUUUAAGAGGAGAUUUUGAGAAAAGUUCUACCAAAGUGAGUCGGACGUUCAGCUACCUGAAGAACAAAAUGUACAAGAAAGCACGAGAAAAAGAAAAGGAAAAGAAUCGCGAAAAAGACAGAGAGGCCAAAGAAAGAGAGAAGAAAUCAGUGAAUGGGCACCUGUUUACUGCAGUAAAUUCUCUGCAUCCGGCUUUGUGUCAGCAAUGCAAUAAAACACUCAACACUAAAGAUGCCGUCAACUGCACAAAUUGCAAUAUCAGAGUUCACAAGAGUUGUAGAGAAAACCUUCCCAUUUGUCUCAAAAGCAGAAUGAAGCAGUUUGCUAUACCAGAGUCCACCACCAUGCCUGUCGUCACUCUACGAACAAAAUCAUCCACGCUUCGGGAGCGACCCUGGUCUGCAAUCUUUUCCCCAGAGGAACAUUCUGUGAUCGUCCCAUCCAGGCGACCCACCAGUAUUAUGCCCUUUCACAGCAGCAACCUCUCCAAAAGCAUGUCCAUCAACAAUAUCGCAAUGUUUGAUGAUAUGCCUCUGAGUGGUCGGCGGUAUCUGUCUCAAUCCACAGACUCACUCCAUAAACCCAAUAAGGUCACAGCAUCUAAUGAGUCUCUAGAUGAAGGUACUGAGAUGGUCGACAGCCGGCUGAUGGGAGAUUUUGAAGCAGAUGGUAAAGAACUGGAGGCCGACUCCUGGAGCCUUACUAUAGACAAGAAAUAUCUGAAACAGCUCAAGAAGGACAUCAUUAAGAGACAAGACGUCAUCUAUGAGCUGAUCCAGACGGAGAUGCAUCACCUGCGGACGUUACGGAUCAUGUGUGAUGUGUAUAGCAAGGGUCUGUUGACGGAUUUGCAGCUGGAGCACCAGGUGGUGGAGAAGAUGUUCCCCAUGCUGGAUGAACUCCUGGAGCUGCACUCCUUCUUUUUCAGCGCUCUGCUGGAGAGAAAGAAAGAGGCUCGGCUGGACGGAACAGACGGGUUCUUGAUCCACAGGAUAGGAGAUGUGCUGGUCAGCCAGUUUACAGACUCCAACGCAGAAAGCAUGAAGAGAAUCUAUGGCAAAUUCUGCAGCCGACAUAACGAAGCAGUCAACUUCUACAAGGAUCUGCAUGCUAGAGACAAACGCUUCCAGGCCUUCAUCAGGAAGAAAAUGAGCAGCAGUGUUGUCCGGCGCCUGAGCAUCCCAGAGUGUAUAUUACUGGUCACUCAACGGAUAACAAAGUACCCGGUGCUUUUACAGAGGAUCCUGCAGCACACCAAAGAGAACGAGAAGGAUUUUGAGGACUUGACGCAGGCUCUUCAGUUGUUGAAGGAUAUAAUUGCGUCGGUGGACAGUAAAGUGAAUGAACAUGAGAAGAAGAAGAAGUUGAAGGAGAUCUACGGCCGAACGGACAGCAAGUCAAUCACGCGAAUGAAGAGCGGACAGAUGUUUGCUCGAGAGGAUCUGGUGCGCGGACGCAGGCUUCUUCAUGACGGGCCUCUGCAGCUGAAGAACACAGCCGGACGACUCAAGGAUGUCCAUGCUCUUCUACUUUCUGAUGUCUUCGUGUUCCUUCAAGAAAAAGACCAGAAAUAUGUUUUCGCAUCUCUGGACCAGCGCGCCACCGUCAUCUCCCUUCAGAAGCUGAUUGUGCGCGAGGUGGCACACGAGGAGCGCGGCCUCUUCCUCAUCACCGCCGGCAUCGCAAACCCAGAGAUGGUGGAGGUUCACGCCAGCUCACGAGAGGAGCGCAACACAUGGAUGCAGAUCAUUCAGGAUGCCAUGCACUCCAUAGAAAAAGAUGAUGAUGAGGGCAUCCCGAGUGAAACAGAAGAAGACAGGAAGCUGCUCGAAACCAAGACUAGAGAAAUGAGAGACAUGCUGCAGAGGAAGGACGAGCAGAUCGUAUCGCUCCUGCUAGAGAAGAUGAAGAUCUUUCGUGAGAUGUGCGGUUCGUCUGAAGACCCACAGGUCAAGAUGCUUUUCAGGGCCAACAACGAAGAGGUGGCGAAGGGGGAGCCCAUCAUGACGGACGCUCUGAGAGAGGUGGAAAUGCUGCAGGCACUGAUGAACAGCAGUCUGGGCGGAGCAGUCGGGCAGCAGGUGGCCUGUGCACAGGGCAUCAUGGGACCCGUGUGUCUGCCACGCAGAGCCGAGACCUUCGGAGGCUUUGACUGCCAUCAGAUGAACACCUGCAAACAUGGUGAGAAAGAGGAGGCUGAAGAUCUGCGGAGGACAGAGUCUGACAGUGUGCUGAAGAAGGGAGGAAACGCCAACCUGCUGCUGCUGCUCAAGAAAAACAGUGAGCAGGUUCUGACUAGCGUCACUCACCUUCAUGACCUCCUGAGCUCACUUCAGGCUGUGGUCCUGCAGCAGGACACGUUUAUCGAGGACCAGCGUCAGGCCCUGAGCGAGCGCGCCCCCUCCCGGCCCUCCUCUCGCCCUCCGUCACUGGUGGAGCAGGAGAAGCAGCGCAGCCUGGAGCGCCACCGUCAGGACGCCGCCGCUCUGCUCCGCCAGCAGGCAGCUCACGCAGAGGAGAAGAAACGCAAGGAGAAGGAGUGGGACGUGAAGGAACGCGAACUGACCGACGCGAGGUGCUGCUGCAUGUCAGGGAGGAGGAGGUGCGCAGGCGGAGCAGGGAGAUGGAGGAGGCGCAGGUCCAGCUCCAGGCGCAAGGAGGACUAUCAGAAAGAUCUAGAGAGGUUGAGAGAUGCUCAGAGAAGGCUGGAGAGAGAGAGAGAGCAGAUGCAGAAGGACAUGGAGAGAGUCGAGCACCUGAGAGAGGUCCAGGCUCGUCUUCAUCGCACCCCGUCCAGCACAUCCGAGGAUUCGCUGAAGCUCCACAGCAGCAGCUCCAUGGAGCGAGAGGCCUGGGAGUGCGAGUUAUCGUCCAGCCCCAGGAAAAACUCUCUGUCCCGCAUGGACUCCAAACAGAAGAGCCGCAGCCUGUUCUCUCUGGGCGGAAAGAGUCAGAGCGCAGAAGGACAAAACCAGAUGCCCACACGACUGCUUCAGCUGGCCACAUCCAAGGAGAAGAAAGACAAGAAGAAGAAGAAGAGUAAAAGCCAGUCUCCUCAGGAUGCAGCUUCACAUCUGCUGCCUCUGACGGAGCCGGCUGUGGAUGGAGAGAUCUUCUUCUGCUGAUUUUUACCCAUCAUCCCUUCUGUCUCCUGGACUCUCGAUCAGAUCAUGUAGGAAGUCACCCAAAGUGCCCUCUUCACGGUUCGGCAGAAGCAGUUUCGCUCCAACAGUCUCUUUACAGUAUAAUAAAUCUCACCAAACCCCAAAUUCAAAAGAAGAAUAAGGAAUAUUUUGUUUAAACCAAAUGAAGCCUUUUUUGGGGUUGCUUUGUGCAUCGUGACAUUAUUUUAAAAACAAUUGAACACAAUUACUCCAAAAUUCUCAUUACUGUAAUGUAAUCUAAUGUAAUAUAAACCUUUAUACACACACAGAGUGUUUAUAUACCAUGGUAAAUUCAUAUAUUCAUGCAUUUUCCUUCGGCUUACUUUCUAUUUCAGAGGUCGUCACAGCGGAAUGAACCGUCAACUAUUCCGGCAUAUGUUUUACACAGCAGAUGCCUUUCUAGCUGCAACCCAGUACUGGGAAACACCCAUACACACUCAUUCACAUAUGCACUCAUACACUACAGCCAAUUUAGUUCAUACAAUUCACCUAUAGUGCAUGUCUUUGAACUGUGGGCGGUUUCGUAGGAAAACCCAUAGGAAAUCCACGCCAACAGGGUAGAACAGGCAUGUCCAAGCUCGGUCCUGGAGGGCCGGUGUCCUGCAAAGUUUAGUUCCAAACCCAAUCAGACACACCUGGGCUAGCUAAUCAAGCACUUACUAGGCUUUCUAGAAACAUCCGUGCAGGUGUGUUGAGGCAAGUUGGAGCUAAAAUCUGCAGGACACCGGCCCUCCAGGACCGAGUUUGGACACCCCUGGGGUAGAACAUGCAAUCACCACACAGAAUGUCAACUGGCCCUAGCCGGGACUCAAACCAGCAACCUUCUUGCUGUGAGGCGGCAAUGCUAACCACUGAGCCACCAUGCCACCCCUUUAUCUUGAAUUCUAUAUUUAAUUAUGCAUCCUUUUUUGACUUAUAACACUUACAAAAAUCAAGUUUAUUGAAGUGUAAUGUACUUCUAUAAGACUUAAACUUUACUUUUUAUGUACUUCUCAAAAAUAUUCUUUAAACAAAAAAUAGACCAGUCAACCAGAUGAGACCAUGCUGCCCCACCAUGGUAAAUGUUUAUUGUUUUAUUACAUUAUUUUUAAGUAUUAAUGCAUUACAGUAAUAGGAAUCACCAAUAACAAUUAUACUUAUAUAUUCAUUCAUGUGAGGCGAUUGUGCUACCCACUGCGCCAUCCUGUUGCCGCUACUUAUUUAUUAUAUUAUGUACUUAAUAUAAUAACUGUGCAAUUAUUAUUACUGAAUUAAAUAUAACUUAAAAGUAAUUUAUGUUUUUUUUUUGGAGUUUAAUUUUAUUUUCU